AUGCUCGGUUAUACGGAAAAUCUUUUGGGUGCAUGGCAACUGGUGCGUAAAACCGGACGUGCGCACACCAAACAACCGUUCCUCGGAGAGAACCAAAACUCUCAGCAGAACAAUUAUUUCGCAUUGGUCGCGAAUGUUUUCAUUGUUGAAUUCAUACCGUAUUUGACGGGUGAAAAGUCCCUUCCAACUUAUCCUGUGCGUUAG
Anisakis simplex (herring worm) is the source of this 204-nucleotide messenger RNA. NCBI's taxonomy places the organism in Eukaryota, Metazoa, Nematoda, Chromadorea, Rhabditida, Anisakidae. The record is from the annotation of a GenBank genome assembly.